Messenger RNA from Pyricularia pennisetigena, 1989 nucleotides. RefSeq lists its product as uncharacterized. NCBI's taxonomy places the organism in Eukaryota, Fungi, Ascomycota, Sordariomycetes, Magnaporthales, Pyriculariaceae. The transcript is spliced from 2 exons. Bases 1 to 1989 code for a protein of 662 amino acids. Gene Ontology annotation, cellular component: lipid droplet. The record is from RefSeq and is a predicted model, not a curated record.
AUGACGUCCCGACCGGCGCCGACCCCGAUCAGCGUGCCAAAGCCGUCUUUGCUAUCCGAUCUUCCUCCCGUCUCGGCCCUCUUCCUCAUUGAGUUUGACGUCAAAGCCGGUUAUACUAUCACCUGGAAAAAGGCCGCACCUGGGAUCACUCUCGACGGCGCUGUCGAGUACAAAAGCUUACCCUCAGGGCUUCACACUGUGUCCCAAGACCUGAUUUAUUUCAUUCACGAGGGGGAAUAUGCCGGUCUCAGUGCAUUUGUCAACGCAAAAACCGAAGAGGAGGCUACCCGUAAUGCGCGCAUGAUUGCGGUUGGAGUGUUGGUACCUUUGAGUUACGGGCGCCUCGGUAGAUCAUGGAGACAUGCCGAGGGGCUCAGGGAUAUGGCCAUAAAUCUCGCUGUUGAGAACAAGGAUUUGAGCAUAUUGGAGACCUACUGGGAGAAGAACAAAGCGCAAGAUUCGACAUCUCCUAGUGCCGGGCCCUGGAAAGAGUCCCCACCAAGCUCGCCGUCUGUCACUUUCCAUCAAGGGGCGCCACAGAGCCAGUUCAGGAAACGAGCCGGCUCAGAUGCACAGGUUCUUGUACCACCAGGCCACCAACUAUCCCCUUUUCACCCGGCCUGGAGCCUUAGUGAUUUACUUGACACAUUUGGCCCGUUGAUAUUUCCUAUUCAUCGAGCAGCGUUGCUGCGGAAGCGCAUCCUUAUAUCGACACAUGCACCUGUGCACCAGGCAUGUGACUUUGUGUAUGAUAUAUCGAUCUUGUCGAACAUUCCUCUUUCUCUAUUCGAUCUUCUAGAGUCUACAGCCCCGGCUCAGCGUCUAAGACCCCUUUUUAAUAUUGGUGUAAAUGACAUCGCUUUCUUAUCCGAAGAUGCCGCAGCCGCAGUCUCCAAGAAGCGUUUCGCCUCAUCAGCCUCCGCCAGCAACCCAGAACGGAGCUCACUCCCAGAGCAAGCUGCGGGUAGCGGAUGGGUCGCUUGUACAACCGAUAGUAUCCUAGCGAUGAAACCAGAGCUGUGGGAUAUGCUUAUCACCAUGCCAGCACCGCAUGCUGCGGGUGUCAAGGAACGGGUGUGGCCGACGAUAGAGCUGCCAGGCCAUGUCCCCGUUCGCGCAACCCAGCGCGACCUACGGCGGUUCCGGAAUUUGCGAGCAGGCAUCGCACGCCUGGCACGUCCAAUGAGCGCCCGAUCCGAACGCCCCGGCACACCUUCAGGCUGGUCGGCCGCCACGGCUGUUGCCAAAGCAGACAAUGAUGACUCUCUGCUCGCCGAUGCGGCCGACAAGGUGGUCGAGCCUACGACUUGGGCGGCACUGGCUUACAGUGGCUUUAUGUGGUGGGCGAGUGCCGGGGAGCAGAGGCGGUCCGAAGAGGCCGAGGAGGUAGCUCAAGAUUCCUCAUUGCUGGCUGACCUUGCUUCUGCUCCAUCUCCUAGACGCCGUGGAAGCAGCGUGAGUGGUGGUGUCUCAGGCCAUCUGACCAAGAACGGCGCAGUCAUGGCGGACUCAGUCAUGUCUCUCCCAGCAACGGGGCAAGCAAAUGUUGGGGACAGUGCCGCAAGCGGGGCUAGCGAUAUGGCCGCGAUAGAGGUCCCGUCAGAACAAAGCGAACACGGGGGUGCAGUAGAUCAUAUUGUGGAAGAGCGAGCCCGGGUGGAGCUGGCCAUUAUUGCCUACUUCCGAAGGCUCACGACACAAAUGCUUACAGUUUUAGGGGACCUGGUGGACAGCAUAGAAGACGGCGAUGAUGAAGAGAUGGAUGAAACCGAAACCACUGAGGCCUCGCCUCUUAAUCAACCAGAUGACGUGGAUGUUGUCUUAGUCGGCUCUUUGCACGUCGACAGCGAUGCUCUUGCCCGUAUGGGCUUGGAUGUAUGGAGUGACGCCGACGUUGCGUUUGUCAAGGAAGCCACAGCAUGCUACUUUGCCAGGAGGGCGAGGGUCGAGUCCAAAGCUGUCGAAGUUUGUGGGCUACGUGUUUGCUGA